Messenger RNA from Huiozyma naganishii CBS 8797, 1275 nucleotides. It is a transcript of the gene VPS38, whose product is annotated as Vps38p. NCBI's taxonomy places the organism in Eukaryota, Fungi, Ascomycota, Saccharomycetes, Saccharomycetales, Saccharomycetaceae. Gene Ontology annotation, cellular component: phosphatidylinositol 3-kinase complex, class III, type II. The transcript has a single exon. The record is from RefSeq and is a predicted model, not a curated record. The coding region runs from base 1 to 1275 and encodes 424 amino acids.
AUGACUGGGUACCUGUUACAAAGGAGGUUGAGACACCUGCAAUGUAUAACCGUGGUUAACGCCGCCUUGCUACUCCUACGGCCCAAUCUUGAAGGACCAGAGAAUAAGACCCUGGAAGUGAUCAGAUGUGUACCAUGUUUCUAUACCUUAGAGACAGCAAAAGGACAGCUGGUCUACGUUAGUGAGGUGCAAUCAAGUGUACUUAACAACGUGCCAUUUAAUGAGGUAAGGUUCACCGGUGACUCGACAAUGCAUUUGACACUUAAAGUAAUCGCGCGGGUCCCAAAUGAAACCUUACAGGACGGGUGUAAUGAGACUGUUUGGGCUGUUGCGGCAACGUAUCAUGUUGAUUUGAACCAUCUGGUUGAGGUUGAGUUGGAUGUGAUGAGUGUUCAAGAUUAUAAUGCCCCCAUUAUGAAGAUGACAGAUGGGACGUUUACGUUGAGAUCUGUUAAAACACAACGCACAAGCCCACUUAUUAUGGGAAAUGCUUACACAAAUCCGGUCAAGGCAUCCCCGAUAAAUAUCGUGAAGUCGUUUAGUUACAAUCAGAUGCUCAAGUUGAAUAAGAUCUUGGAGUACAGGGACAACGUGUAUGGAGAGAGGAGCACGAUUUCGCAACGGUUGGAGGAGAACAUUAAUCGGCACAGGCGGCACUCCAGGAUACAUUUGUCUAAAGAAAGGGCUUUCAACUCGAUAAGGGAGCUUGAAAACAGUUUGGAUAUAAAACAGAGACGACUACGUGAAUUGAGCCGUCUUUUGAGUGCCAACGAAAUAAGCAAAGUUGAUUCAUCCUUCGAGGACCCGAUCUGGCACGAUCAGUACGCCACUCUUUACUCCAAUCUAAUCCAAACAAGGGCCCGUCUGUUUAACCUAAGAAAGAGGAAAAUCCAUCAAAUUGUUACGGUAUUUGGCUCAUUGAUUAACCUCAAAUUCGGGCUUAUAGACUGCCGAAACAAUCAGCUGAAAUUGAAUACUGUCGACUUCGGGUUACUCAUGGAGGUCAUCAUGUCCUCGCCGUCUCCAGAGGCCUGCCGUAUGGAGAUAAAUAUAGCGUUAGGGUACUAUCUGCUGCUGGUGUCAUUACUGUCUUCUACUGCACUGGCCGUCGACCUCCCGCAUAUCUUAUUUUAUUGCGGGAGCAACUCUGUCGUGGAUUGCAAGUACCCAUUCUACAUAUCCGACGCACAGUCUCAAAAGCAGAUGAAGAAGUUUCAAGAUGGGGUGCUCUCGUUCAACGUUAACGUUCUUCAAAUUAGGCAAUUUUUGGAUUAA